This is a messenger RNA of Drosophila miranda, 854 nucleotides long. RefSeq lists its product as uncharacterized. Bases 38 to 760 code for a protein of 240 amino acids. NCBI's taxonomy places the organism in Eukaryota, Metazoa, Arthropoda, Insecta, Diptera, Drosophilidae. The record is from RefSeq and is a predicted model, not a curated record. The transcript is spliced from 3 exons.
CGUACGACACGAACACGAACACGAACACAAAUGGGCAAUGACUAACUUUGGACCGAUUACAAAAUUGGCGGUCAACAUCGGCAAAGGAGAAACACGCAUCAGUUAUGGAAAUGCCUCCACAUGUGUGAUCUAUGCGAAUCCCUCGGGGCUUGCCUUCCCUGGGGGAAUGAUGGAUCCUAGUCUAAUCAGCGAUCCCUAUAUGCAAGACAAUCGAUAUCGCCCGGAGUCCUUCCUACAACGACACUUCCCUCUUCUGGCUAAGCGGCUACCCAAUUUAAUGGGUAUCACUGCCCCGGAUUCCAGUGAAGUAGAAGACCCAGUUAACAAGGAUGUCGUCUGGUAUACUUGGCACUCGGAGGAAGUUGAAAAGCUCGAGCCACAGCGGGACGAGUUCAUAGAAUGGAAAGCUCCAGAGACAGGUACUGUAAAGAUCUUCAAUCGGUUUUGGCAUUUGCAGAACUGCUUUCCCAAGAAACGUCUCAGCUAUAAGUCGGAGUCGCCCAAGUGCUAUUGUCUGAAAAUAAAGAAGAUCACGGACCACAUUAAAGAUCUCAUUGCCUCGGAACUGCCGGAGUAUCAACCAGUUGAUGACGCGUCGAAGCCUCAUGUUUUUGACACCAAAAUCAAGGAGGUGAACGACUCGCUCAAGCAACUGCAUGAUCUCCUGGAGCUCCAGGAGCAAUGCAAUCGAAACCAGCUACUCCGUACAAGAGGGAGUCCGUGUCCCAAUAAAAAUAAAUCAUUUCAUUUGGUGUGCUGACACGAUGAUGUCUGCGUAAUUGUAUUUAAUUUGUUAAAACAUAGUAUCUGUCAUACAUACAUAGUACAUCCAUAUAGAUAUUCGAUAUUCGGGU